This is a messenger RNA of Archocentrus centrarchus (flier cichlid), 3810 nucleotides long. It is a transcript of the gene prim2, whose product is annotated as DNA primase subunit 2. Gene Ontology annotation, cellular component: alpha DNA polymerase:primase complex. The coding region runs from base 99 to 1640 and encodes 513 amino acids. Lineage: Eukaryota; Metazoa; Chordata; Actinopteri; Cichliformes; Cichlidae. The record is from RefSeq and is a predicted model, not a curated record. Gene Ontology annotation, biological process: DNA replication initiation; DNA replication, synthesis of primer. The transcript has 14 exons.
CGGACGUAACGUCAUACUUUACCCGCGUUUGUUGAAUAGCCCAGUUUGUUUGGCGGGAUUGAGUGUUGAGGACUCUACAGCAUCAGCUAAACGGCACCAUGCAGUUUUCUAGCAGAAAAAAGAAGACUGGUAUUAGCCUUCAGUCUGAGCUCUAUGGGCAGCAUCUGCAGUUCUACGGACAGCCUCCUCUUGAAAACAUCUCUCUUUCUGAAUUUGAGACAUUUGCUGUGGAAAGACUGAAGUUGUUGAAGACCGUUGAGAGUUUGGGAGUGAGUUAUGUCAAACUGAAAGAUCAGUAUAAAAGCAAACUGGACAAAGAGCUUAAAGCUCUGAACUUUCCUUACAGGCCAGAUGCUGAUGACAGAAAAUCUCAGAGUGGGCCAAGUGAAUUUGAGAAACGAAGAAAGGACCACAUCUCCCACUUCAUUCUCAGACUGGCCUACUGCCAAACGGAAGAUCUGAGGCGCUGGUUUAUACAACAGGAAGUUGAUCUUUUCCGCUUCCGCUUUGGUGACCUGGACCCAAAACAACAGCUGGAAUUUCUUCACAAGAAUAAUCUGCGUUAUGUCACAAUUAGCAGUGAGGAGAAGAUGGAGCUGAAGGAUCAACUUAUAAACUCCAGCUUCGGCAUCAGUGGAAUCACUGUGAAAGAGCAUGAGUUCUACAAGGUGCCGUUUCAAGACGCCCUGGAUCUUGUGCGAUCGAGGAAAGUGUACCUCAAACAAGGCUACGCGUACAUUCCACAUCAGGAUAUUGUCACUAUUGUUCUCAAUGAUUUCCGCACAAGGCUAUCAAAAGCUCUUGCAUUGACAGCUCGCUCGCUACCAGCAGUGCAUUCUGAUGAACGGCUCCAACCUCUCCUUAACCACCUCAGUCAUGCAUAUGUGGGACAGGAUUACAGCAUCCAGAAGAAUGUUGGGAAAAUCUCCUUGGAUCAGAUUGACUCACUUUCAGGAAAGUCAUUCCCACUAUGUAUGAGGCAGCUCCACCAGGCUCUUAGAGAAAACCACCAUCUCCGCCAUGGAGGUCGGAUGCAAUAUGGUCUUUUCCUCAAAGGUAUCGGCCUGUCUUUGGAGCAGGCUCUGCAGUUCUGGAAAUCAGAGUUCAUAAGAGGCAAAGUGGAUGCAGACAAGUUUGACAAAGCAUAUGCCUACAGCAUCCGCCACAUGUUUGGCAAAGAAGGCAAGCGAACAGACUACACCCCCUACAGUUGUAUGAAGGUGAUUUUAUCAAACCCACCCAGCCAAGGAGACCAUCAUGGAUGUCCAUUCCGGCACAGUGACCCAGAGCUGCUGAAGCAGAAGCUUCAAGUGUACAAAGUGUCUCCCAGUGGAAUCAAUCAGAUUCUGGAGCUGGUUAAAGGAAUGCAUUACCAGCUGGCAUGCCAGAAAUACUUUGAGCUGACACACAAUACUGAGGAUGCCGCUUUCUCGCUCAAUCACCCCAACCAGUACUUUGUGGAGAGUCAGAAACUUCUGGGCGGAGGCAAGGACGUGAAGAGAGAGCAGGAGACCCCGCAGAGGUCGCAGGAAAACUCUGCCCCCAGAGGACCCACUGCAGCUCAAGAGGUCGCAGCAAAUUCCUCCCAACAUGUGGCUGAGAUGACAGAAGAUCUGGACUCUUUCUUUCAGGAUGCCUGAUUCCCAUAUUUUUAAAUACACAUAGAAAGAAUUCUUUAUCUUUAUCUUUUGUUUUUGGACAGUUGGUGGACAUUUUUUUGGAAGCUGGUGCAUGUUCCAACUUAGCUGAGGCUGAACGCUGAUAAUGUCAAGUAUUAAAGUUGAAAAUCUGUCUCACAGUCCUUUAAUUCCAACUUAGCAGGCUUUGGGGAAAGAAUUAGAAGAAAAUAAGAGGAGUGAACCAUGGUGCUCAUGGAAGGGAAAAAUAUCAAAAGAAAAAAACAAAAGAAGGAAAAAUAGAAAAAUAACGACCAAAAAUGCCCAUGAAAAAUUGAGGAUUGAGACAAAUAUGUAGGCAAGAUACAUUAAACAAACACAUUUGUAAUGUCUAAAAUAAUCUUUCCAUUUUUGUUUUCUUUAUUGAAGGUUUUGAUUUAUGUAUUGAAGGCUAACUCACCAAAGUUUGUUUUUGUUCCCGCUGUAUGAUAUUCUUUGCUCACGUCCGUGAACCUGCAUUUAUUUCUGCGUAACCAUGCGUUAAAACUGGUCUCUUGGUUUGUUUUCUUUCUUUGUUUUUACACUGGUCUGAACUCAGAUGGCUUAUAUUCUCAGUGCACAGUAUUUUGGCAGAGACGUGGUUUGGGGGGUGAUGACUAGAACAUUUCCCAGCUGUCUCAAAAACAAUGUCAUUGUAUUUGCUGGCAGCAGUAUGGAUGAAUGGUGGCAGGAGGGCGGCUGAAAAUAAACAAUUUCCACACUUGUAUUAUGCUGCCUUGGAAUAUUGCCUCCUAGUGCACAAUGCAAUUUAUUCAAAGCGUGCGUGGUCAAGAGAUAUUUCCCUACUUUCCUCUUGAGCCUUAGCUCAAUAAUUUGUUUAAAAAAAAAAAUGGUGGCUGUCUAAAAGUCGAACCUUUGGUAGUGCAGGAAUUAGCAGCACAGGCUGCUCCUCUAAUCUCAGUUCUUUAGGAGGUACAGUUCUGUGCUCUUAUCUCCCCUCUUACUCUGAACUUUACCAAAUUGCUAACUUUAGAUCCAAUUAGAGGCACAACAGCGUUAGUUUGUGAAUGUAAAUGCAUUUUCCAGGGAGCUGGAGGAAACAUUUGGAUGAUUUUGUGAAAACCUCAAUCUGUAAUUUAAUCAUCGUUGAAUUUAAGCCUAAUGUCCCAGAUGAUGGCAAAAGAAGAGGUACCAUUAAUGCACAUUUCUCUUCUCUAUUUCACAAUUUCCUCUGACAUAUGCAAACCAUACUGCAUCAGUGUCUCACACUUUUAACAUCAGAGCACCAGAGCUGCACAUGGCUGGAAUUAAAUUAGGUCUUAAAAUCCAGGCAUGGUGCUUGACAUGGAGAGGAUUUAUUCAGUAUAAUAAGGCAACUGGAUAACAGUGCACAGCCGGGCUGCUGUCAGCAAGAGACCCUUGAUGUUUAAUAUUUGGUGGAGCAUGACUACAUCUGACAAAGCUGGCACUUUCUUAGACUGUGGGCAGGCAGUUGACUAGGACUGUUUAUCUCCUUCAAAUGGAUUUACAAUCAUUAGUCAUGAACUCGCUUGCUUUCGUUGUGUGAUUUGUUCUCUUCCUGUACUCAUUACAUGGACCAGGGGUGCACCGUUGUGAUGGUGCAUUAUCCAAAGGGUGAGAAACAUAAUCCAAAACCUAACUGCAGCAUUUGUUUCAGGAGGCUCGUACGGAAACUGACAUACAGCAAGAAUCUGUAUCCAUGGCUGUGCCUGUCACUGCAGUAAAGCCUUUAUUUCAGCUUGAUGCACAUGUUGCAACCUGGGGCUUGUAAAUGCAGUGAAAAUAUUAACUGAAAUGUAAAAAUUAAAAGACGAGCCUGAAGCUUAAACUUAUGAGGCAGUUACAGAAAGUGCAAAAAAAAAAAAAAAAAAUCAGUUUUAUGCGCUGCAAUGUGAAAGAGCAUCACAACGAAUCAAAAGGUUAUUCAUCAGUAGUAAUGAUUACUUCCCUGACUCCAUUGUUCAUUUCUGCUUGUUGCAUGAUGUAUCUUUUUGUCCUAAUACGGCAUAAUUUUACCCAGGGGACCAAGUUUGUAGCACUGUCAUUAGUUAUUCAGUAUGCCUCACCAGAGGCAGCUCCGGUUAAUUUGGAGCUUUGCAUGCACUUAGUUUAUUUCUUCUUAAGGAUUAGAUAGCAUCUAAUAAUGCAUACUUGUACACCUCACCCUUGAGCU